Messenger RNA from Lepisosteus oculatus (spotted gar), 946 nucleotides. The record is from RefSeq and is a predicted model, not a curated record. Lineage: Eukaryota; Metazoa; Chordata; Actinopteri; Semionotiformes; Lepisosteidae.
AUGCCUGACGCAGAAGUGGAGUGCGGGGAGAGGACGAAGGCGAACGUGGGCCCGAGCACUCGGAUCUACGGGGGAAGUUCCGUGAAUCGAGGCCAGUGGCCUUGGGUGGUGUCGAUCCAGGAACACGUCAACGACUCCUUUGGCUACUAUCAUUACUGCGGCGGCUCCAUCGUCGACAAGCAGUGGGUCAUGACGGCAGCGCGCUGUGUCUCUGCACCCUACUCUGGAAACCCUGAAACAAUACUGAUCAAAGCUGGGGUGACAAAUGCACAUACCGACAGCAAUAACUAUACCCAAGAGCUUGGCGUGGCCAAGAUCAUCAUACAUAAUGAGUAUAACCCCAUAACGCACCAGAAUGACAUUGCGCUGCUGAAGCUGAGGACGCCAGCUGAGAUCAACGACCACGUGAAGCCCGUCUGCCUGCCCACCACUGCAGAUGAACAACACCACCUGGAGUACUGUCACUUUACCGGCUUCGGACUGCAGGAAAACGGGACUUAUGGUAUACUCCAGGAGGCCGUGGGAGAAGUCAUUUUGACACACAUUUGUAACUAUGCUCAGUGGCUUAAUUUACAAGUGACGCCAGAGAUGUUCUGUGCAGGAAGCAUGGAUGCCAAAGUGAGCGCAUGUGAGGGUGACCAUGGAAGCCCAUUCCAAUGCAGAACUCCGCUUGACAAGCGGUUUUACGCCUAUGGGAUCAGGAGUUUCGGAAUAGGAUGUGGACAGAAGCAGCAGCCAUCGGUCUACACUCGCGUCAGCCACUACUACUACUGGGUUAACGACAUCAUCGGAGUGGACACCUCUCCAAGCACAGCACCCACUGACCCUCUUAUUCUGUCUCUCUUUGUCCUCACUGCUGCCUGUGUACUAACCUGAGCAUAUAGCCCCCCACAUGCAAAACUAGUUUCUCAGAGAAACCGAGGAAAUAAACUAUAUUUAUCUAAGA